Molecule: messenger RNA, 5784 nt
Organism: Pelmatolapia mariae (spotted tilapia)
Lineage: Eukaryota; Metazoa; Chordata; Actinopteri; Cichliformes; Cichlidae
Gene: whrna
Product: whirlin a
Exons: 12
Coding region: 806-3787 (993 amino acids)
Biological process (GO): auditory receptor cell stereocilium organization; sensory perception of sound
Cellular component (GO): stereocilia ankle link complex; cilium; plasma membrane
Molecular function (GO): protein binding
Source: RefSeq, a predicted model, not a curated record
GUAACGUCUGGGAAGCGGACUCUGAGCUGCAGGUCACCGCCGCACUUCAAGCAAACGGAUAAUAAAAACAAAAACCAACAAAGCUCUCUUGUUCCGUGUGGAUGUGCAUAGAUAGAUAUUUUUUGCGAGCUUGAAGUCGUUUGGAAGUAAAACAGUGACCACAGCGGGAUAUUGAACUCCUCGGGACGCAGGGCAGGAGCCCAAAAAUAAGUUUUCAUCCUUUUCUGUUUUCUUCAUCGAAUGAAUUGUUAUUCCUUUUUGCCGAGUUUGUUGGACUGAAUGCGUGUACUUUUCAGUUCCGGUGUUUAUUCUGACCUGGAGUGGGGCUGUUGACGGCGAGGCGGACACCAGAGAAGCGGCAGCUCGGUAGCCACCUGACCUCCUGGAAAAUAAGACGGCAGCUGAUGACACGCAGGCUGAGAGCUUUACGUGGCAUAUUAGUAAGCUCACUGACGGAGUGGGACGAGUUUUCCAAGCGGCUGUUGCAUUCCCAGCCGUGACGCACCGUUUGCGCGUGAAGUUUGCGGAAUACUGUUAGCGAUAUCUAAUCAAUAUUAGCGAAAUAAUAAUUUGGGUGAACGCUGACAUUGAGUUGGGCAUAAUUCUCUGAACUUCUUUCGUGUCUGCGAGAAUAACAGCCUGAAGUGGUUCAUCUGUCUGUACCGGAGACCAUGGGUAUAACCGCGCUGCAAGUGCUCCAGUGGUCGUGAUGCCAAGCGCCGGUCUGAUCCCGCGCGUCCAUCCCGUUAUGUGCGCUCUCUAACCCCGCAGAAGUGUGGUGCCGUGUCCCGGUCACACCGCCAGGAUGAGCAGCACCGACCUGGAGCGCAUGUCGCUUAGCUCUUCGGCAAACUCUGUGGCGUCCAGCGCACGGACGCUGUCGGCUAACGUGAGGAAGCUGCACAACGCGCUCAACCUCCUGCUCAACGAUUUCGAGAGGGAGCAGUUCAUCCACUGCCUGAAUGUCUACCACUCCAAACGCAACGUGUACGACCUGGUGCAGACCCUCAAUGUCAUCCUCAACGCGCCCAGCAAACGGCAACUUCUGCCCAUGCUGCGGCUGGUGAUCCCCCGCUCCGAUCAGCUCCUUUUCGAGCAGUACACCUCGGAGGGCCUUUACUUAAAGUCGGAUUUAGUUGCAAGCAACGGCCACGCCGAGCCGCCCCCGGGCGAAUUCCUCAGCGCUAGCCCGACGCCCCCGGGGCAUUUCUCUCCGAACAACCCCCCCGAGUUUCAAGUGGCGCUGCGGGGCUCUCCGGACAGCUUCAGCACCAGCAGCGACGGGACAGCUCCCCUGGUACCUCUUCUCGGGAGGAACUUUAUCCACGAGCCGCCCGGUGAGCUGCGCCAGGUCACCAUGAAGCGGCACAAGAGCAACGAGGGCCUGGGCUUCAGCAUUCGCGGCGGCUCGGAGCACGGAGUCGGGAUCUACGUGUCCCUGGUGGAGCCCGGGAGCUUGGCGGAGAAAGAGGGUCUCCGGGUCGGUGACCAGAUCAUGAAAGUCAACGACAAAGUCUUCGAUAAAGUCACCCAUGCUGAAGCAGUGAAGGUGCUCAAGGGAAGUAAAAAGCUUUGCCUCUCAGUGCGUUCAGUCGGUCGCAUUCCAGGCGGCUAUGUCACCAACCACGUUUAUACCUGGGUUGACCCUCAGGGUCGAAGUGUGUCCCCUCCUCCUGACCUGCCUGAGCAUCGCAGCGCCACUCUGAGAAGAACUGACAGUCAGCGCCGAAGCAACAUGCAGCUACUGCAGGAAGGGGAUGAGAAGAAGGUCAACCUGGUUUUAGAUGAUGGCCGGUCUCUGGGUCUGAUGAUCCGAGGGGGAGCAGAAUACGCUUUGGGUAUUUACAUCACUGGAGUGGACCAAGGGUCAGCAGCAGAGUGUGGAGGACUGAAGUCUCUGCCUGCUCCACCCUCAACGCCUUGCUCAGUCCCCUCCGCCACUCCUGUCUCUUCCCCUCCCCCCACUCAGGUUGGUGACCAGAUCUUGGAGGUGAAUGGCCGCAGUUUCCUGAGCAUCCCGCACGAUGAGGCCGUCAGAGUCCUGAAGUCAUCACGCCAUCUGAUGAUGACAGUGAAAGACGUAGGCCGCCUGCCGCACACCAGGACGGUGGUGGGUGAGACCAAGUGGAUCGCCAGCUCACAGAUUGCAGAGAGCUCUGCCAAUAGCAGCGUGGCAAGCUUUUCUGUGGAUCAAGGAGCUUCUGCAUCAGGAAAGUCUGGGUUUUAUAAGGGUGUGGCAGGCUCACAGGUAACCCUGUCCAGUCUAGUGAAUCAAUCCCGUGCCAUGCUGGAGGAGCAGGCACGCCACCUGCUGACAGAGGCGGAGCGACAGACCAUGGUCUACUACGUGGAGGAGUACCGGGACGGACACAUAGGAGUGGAGCAGCUGGUCAUGGCGUUGUUUGAGCUGCUGAACACGCACGCAAAGUUCUCCUUGCUGUCUGAAGUACGAGGCCUGGUUGCGCCACAGGACCUGGAGCGUUUUGAUGGGCUGGUCCUUCGACGGGAAAUUCAGGCCCUUAAAGCUCGACAGGGGGCAGCUGGCGCCUCAGCCCUGCAGCCAGACUCCCUGUCCAUGGUGUCAUAUCCAGACACUCUGACAUCAUCUUCAGCCAGCUUCAUGACCAACACCACCCUCAGCUCUGCACGGAAUGACAGCGUUGUGGAGAGUAAUGAGGAGGAUCCCCCAGAGAGCCUGAACAUGCUGCUGACCGACAUCUCUCUGGAUGAUGUUCAGUCCGCCACAGCCGAGUCCCCUCCCUCCUUCAAGCCUCCGCCCCCACCAGGGGUGCAGAGGGGCCCAAGUAGAAGAGAUCCACUCAACAAGUGCCCCUCUUCCGAAUCCUCCCACUCAGGCUUGUACUUUACAGCCACAGCCUCUAAGAACCACGGCAACGAGCCAGGACACGCUCCUGCCUCACCCUCUUUACACCACAAACGAGAACGCCAGAGGGACCCAUCUCAAGAAUACACAGCUAUCAGAAAGAGAGAGCCCUCUGCAUUGGCCAAGAAACAGAAAAUAACAUCCGCUCAGUUGUCCACAGUCACUCAGCACAACAUUGGCCCUUUCCCCAGGGUGCAGUCGCCCAGCAGAGGCACUAAACCCGCUGCCCCGUCCCCUUCACCUCCGCCUCCUCCUCCACUCCCUGCCCCUCCUCCGCCCCCUUCUCUGUCCCUUAAGCCAGCGUCCAAGACCAAAUCCUCCCCCACCUCCUCUCCUGGGUCUAAACAGCAGUUUGUUACAGUGGAGGUUCACAGGCCCAACGCAGAACCCGAUGUCAAUGAGGUGCGGCCACUUCCCCAAGCCCGAGGUGGCACCCUGUCUCAGCUGUCAGACAGUGGCCAAACCCUCAGUGAGGACAGCGGGGUGGACAUAGCUGAGUCAGGACACGUCAGGAAAGAAAGUAGCUCCCAUUCCUCACGCACACACCUCCCCCGAGACACCCAGGAGGGAGGCGGGGGGGACAACCCCUCCAAACCGCCAGGGCUUUUGGAGCCUACCGCUACACUAGUGAGGGUGGCAAAGACUGCCAGCACCCUGGGUAUUGCCAUUGAAGGUGGAGCCAACACUCGCCAGCCGCUGCCACGAAUUGUGACAAUACAGAGGGGUGGUUCAGCUCAUAACUGCGGCCAACUGAAGGUGGGACAGAUUAUACUGGAGGUAAACGGGGUUUCCCUGAGGGGCCGCGAGCACAGAGACGCAGCGCGCCUCAUCGCCGAGGCCUUCAAGACCAAAGACAGAGACUACGUGGACUUCUUGGUGACUGAGUUCAAUGUGGCACUAUAGCUGAGUGGAAGAGGAGGGAGUACGAUGACGAAGGUAGCACCAAGAGAAGAGGACUUCAAGGGGGUGAUGAUGCAGAAGUAUUCAAGUAUUCUAUUGAUUUAUAUGGCACAACUCUUGGAUAAACCUAAACAAACCACCAACUGAUCUGAGCCCUUCUCCUUUCUCGGAAAACCCACUCUUGAAUUUACAAGGCAUUACUUUCACCGUGGACUUUGUCCAGGAUUCUCCUCAACUUGUUACCUCCCCACUGUGAGACAUUAUGCGCUGCAGUGGAAAACCUGUACCUUUUGUGUUAAACCGUGUGGAUUUCUGGAACUUCUCGUAACACUCCCAUGUCUCAUGCUAACUUUAUUUUACUUACUUUCUGCUUUUAACUGAGAGACAACUGCACAUCUAAGAUAAACUGAUUGCUUGGCUUUACAAGUUUGGAUUUGUAUAUGUAAAAAUGGACAAAUGUAGAUACAGAUGCAUAUAUAAUGUACACAUAAAAGUACUCCUAUAGAAUUAAAAAAGAACCUGUAACCUCUGUCGCAUCAUCUAUAUAUCUAAAUAUAUCUGAAAUAUGGUGAUGAUUUCAGGACAAUACAUGAAUCCACAAAUUUUACCAGAAUAACAGUGACCAUCAUCAAAAUACCAUCCUUUCACAAAGAGGAAAUGGGGGGGGGAUCUUGUCAUACUGACAAAAAUAGAAAUAAAAUACUGAUAUUUGUUUACUCCGACAUGAACUCUGACUUUGCACUUACACACCUCUCUUUAUGUCUGUGUUUAAAACUCUGCCUUCACAUUAGGACAGCCAAAUUGGAAAAUAUUAUCCAUCCACAGUACAAUAUGCAAAAACGGGAUUCUGCAUCAUAUUCAAAACCUCUGUGGAGGACUUCUACUGUGUUUUAUUAUAUCCAAUAUCAUAAUUUAAUUGGUAUGUUUUUCUCUCCUGAAUUAGGUUAUUAUAGUGACUUGAUUGGAGCUCAUAAAUGCUACUUGUUAACUGGGUGAACAGUAGUAGCGUUUACUGCUCAGGGGCCAAUAGAAAUAACAAACAGCUGGUGUAUCAGCCAAAACAACAUUGCUAUCUAGAGCUGUCAGCCAAUAAUUAGACAUUUUUCCAUCAUUGCACGAUGUAAAAAUGUUAGUUGUGAGAAUGUUAGAGUCAUAUCAGACUCUAAACACAUCAUAAUUAGAUUUGGACAUAACAGCAGCGUGCCAUAAAAAGAGUUGGUUGCACUGCUGUAGGAGUGAGCCAAGGGCUCCGAGUGCCUGCUGCUUAACGUUUGAUUACUCCCAACAUUUAAAACUGAUUUGAUCUUAAUUGUUUUUAAAUGCACUUUUUUAUAGACCAAUGACUGUGACAAUUAUGUUGUUUAUCUUUGACUCCUUCACAAUAAAAGUCGCUCUUUGUUUCACCUUUUUAAUGGUGUUAGCAUCUGAAAGAGAAAAUGUUCACUUUGCCUUAGGAGUAAUUUACAUCAGCAAGAUGAUCAUUACUUAAUAUGAACAGUGUUGGGGAGUAACGGAAUACAUGUACCGCCGUUACGUAUUUAAAAUACAAAAUAUGAGUAACUGUAUUCCGUUACAGUUACCGUUUAAAAAGGUGGUAUUUAGAAUACAGUUACUUUGCUGAAAUAAAUGGAUUACACGGCGGUAUUUUCCUGUUUCAUAUUGUGGCGGGUCAGGACUGUUUGGGUUUUGUUUGACAGCUAUUUUCUGUUAUUCCAGGCGGCAGCGUUACGGUUGCCAUGGUUACAGGGCGACGCGCUCUCUCUGCGACUGUGUGUUUCCUGGGUGAGAGAGCGCCUUUUUGUUGUUGUUGUUGUGCUAAGCUAUGCCGAGCAGUUGGGUUAGCGGCUGUGUGUUUCUGUUGGAAAUUAAACGGCUGUGCUCCCUGGAAACUCUGGGAAGCAAGACCAAACGACACCUCUGUCUCCUCCUUGUCUGAGCUCGCCACAAUAUGUUUGGCUAUACCCUCUAUUUUUGGUAAUUCCAUGCCAGUGGAAACCCAA